Molecule: messenger RNA, 4035 nt
Organism: Oncorhynchus kisutch (coho salmon)
Lineage: Eukaryota; Metazoa; Chordata; Actinopteri; Salmoniformes; Salmonidae
Product: PHD finger protein 3-like
Exons: 15
Coding region: 658-4020 (1120 amino acids)
Biological process (GO): DNA-templated transcription
Cellular component (GO): nucleus
Source: RefSeq, a predicted model, not a curated record
UCGCGGCCUAUCAUGUUCCUCGCUGCUGGAUAACUAACUAAUAUGUACAAUUGCUAGCUUCCCUAUUUUGUUUUUAAACGAGACUAUUUGUAUAAGCUAUGAUUAGUUGUGCAUGCUUAACUAACUACGUGCAUUCUGUGGUUGUACGACCAAGUAGUUAAAUAUUUUGUUAUGGGAAUGGUGCUUUUAAGGAAAGCUUAUCAUGUCGCUGUCAGGCCUGCACUAGUUUGUUUGCCAGCUAGCUAAAUUAGCUACAGUAACUGGUUAGCUGCAGUUACAGGACUAGCCUAGCUAACUUUACAACGAAGGCUGCCAUUCAUAUGGCACACAUGCAUCCAUUGGUAGCAUCAAUUAGCUAAUCAUAAAGAUGAAGUAGUUUUGGCGCAAUUGCAUACAUGUAUAUCCUCGCCCUCAGUAAAUUACGUUAAGGUACGCUAGCUAGCUGGAUUGUUAUGCUAACUGAAAGUAGCUAGCUGCCAACGACCCCGAGCUAGUGCACCAGUCUGCAUCUGAUUCCUGCCACUCUGAUGAAAGUUUUUGGUUUUAGACUCUUUCUAGAUAUCAUAAACGGAGCUAAACAGAUUGUGUUUGCAGUCCUGUAAUGAAGUUAUCUGGAGCUGUCAGUCCUGACAAGCUGACAGGAAGGGAACAGCAUUCAUGGAUGUAGUGGACACUUUCAACCAUUUGAUUCCCAGUGACCAGUUGGAUGACUCCAUGCUGAUAGGGCAGAACUUGGAAUGUGAAGCGAGUAAUGACUUCGGAACAGGUGUCGACCAGCUGGGAGACUCACUGAGGAACAUGCUUAGUGAUAAAGAUCCCAUGUUUGGAUCUGCAAGUUCACACUUCAAUAUCUUAGAUAAUGAAGACGCCAACUUCCAGAUCGCCGAAGCAACAGUAGUUGCAGAUGUUGAUGUUGGUGCAACAGAGGGCAUCCUCAGUACCGCUGGUGGUGGGUUGGCUGGUACAGAGACUCCGCCAGUCAAACGGUCUGUUGGCAGACCCAGGAAAUACGCAUUAGGAGUUACCCCAGAGCGAAGUGCAGGCAGAGGGUCUUCAAACAACAAAAAGCCCCCGGGAAAACCUGGGAGACCUAGAAAGAAGUCCACUCUGAGUGAGAAGAUCACUACUGCUGAUGAAUUAAGGAGAGAGCUUCACCUGGGUGGCGGCAGGGUGAAUAUCAACGACCUUGACUUGGGCUCGUCGAUGAACCCCGUCGUUGUGUUACAGAGGUUGACCGUCACUUUCGGGGGUUUCAAAAUCGAGCUUCUCCCGGGACCCUCCUUUACCGCUUUCACAUCAGCUGAAAACACUGAGGAAUGUUAUGAGGAUGGCUCGCUGUACGGUGAAGGGAUGGAAUACACUAUGGUACAAGAGGAACCGUUACACAUACAGAAUCCCACUGCAGGGAGUGGAGGUGGCGUGGGUGCUGCUCAGCUCUUCGUGAAGUACUGUGCUGACGACUUGCCCCUAGGGCUCGGACCUUACGUCAACCCCAAUGACGUUCAGGCCUCCAACGGGGCGCUUCCAGGUAGUCCUUGCUUGGUCGAGACCAAACUCGACGACCAAAGUGAUUCUCAGAAGCAUGAUCCAGCGGAGGUGAGGAAAGAUACCGGCAUCAAGAAAGCAGCGCAGCAGCACCUGCCAAACAGCAAAGUUCCUACCACUAAUAAUCCAGCCAAAAAGCAGCAGUCUAAGCUGAAGCUGUCAGCACUGUCCUCCGAUAAGAACAAGCACCUGUUAGCUGGUAAGGGGCCCACAGGAACCCAACAACACGCCCUGGGGAAGAAGCUCCACCAGAGAGGCAACAUGCACAAGAUGGACGAAAUGAAAGCCAAACAAGUCAUCGUGUCCUUGAAAAGGCGAGGUGAAUUCAACCCAGCUCAACCCGGCCCUAAGAUUCAGAGGACGCAAGACGGACGUCCUGUGAAACUAAAGCAGAGAUUACCUGACGUGGGCCGUGGUGGUCCGGUCAAAAAAACACUGCCGUCUGGAAAGCGUCCUCCUGGUAUGUCGCCCGGGACGACGAUUACAACCAAACCGUCUAACUCUCACGUGGCCGACACCCAACCACAACCCCAGUUUGGCUGGACACCAUGUAAACGUGCCAAUCCUCAGAAGGAGACAUCGGAGGAGGAGAAGGAGGAGGAGCAAGACGAGCCUAAAGUGAAGAAGCCAGACAAGUGUCUUCAGAAACAGAGAAGCAGGAACGUCAGCAGAAGCAUCUCCGUGGAGGAACCACAGCUCUUCAUCCCCGACAACGCUCCUGCCGUCGUGAAGAAGGAACCCAGUGAAGAAGAACAGGCUAAAGAAUCUGGGAAGGGACCAGAAAAGGAACCUGCAAAUAGUGAGACCGUUGUGUGGGAUCCAAACAAGAACUGUGGAUUGUGCAAUAAGCCACAUAGUAACAAGUUCAUGGUGGGCUGUGGGCACUGUGAUGACUGGUUCCAUGGGGACUGUGUUGGUCUGGACCUGGCCAAGGUGAAGCAGAUGGGAGGGGGGGACCAGGAGUAUGUCUGUCUGCAGUGCUGUACCAAGGACCAGUACACCACCACCAAGGAGCCAGGCGGUGCUGUGCAGGGGGAGGCCAGGGCAGAGGGACAGCAGAAGCCCUCUGAGAACCAGGACAACAAGAUGGCCGCCAAGCAGAAACAGCCGUCCCCACAUCCUGUCACCUCCGGGGGAGUCAGGCCCUUCAGAAAGGACUCUGUGGAAAGAAGACAGUCGACUGAAGUAAAAGAUUCUACGCAGAAAUCAGGAGUGUCAGUCAAACAGGAGACCAAGAGGCCCAAGGUGUCGUCUCCCUCCUCUAAGAAACCGGUGUCUGUUGACCAGAUCAGACGGAGUGUCCGUGACGCCCUGAAGGACAUCCUCCUGAAGAGGCUGAAGGAGUCUGAUUUCCAGGUGUCACCAGAGAAGGCUGCUGAGGUGGCCAAGAAGACUGAGAGAGAGCUGUUUGCCUUCUACAGAGACACCGACUGCAAAUACAAGAGCAAGUACCGGAGCUUGAUGUUCAACCUCAAAGACACCAAAAACAAUGUGUUAUUCAAGAGGGUUCUGAAAGGGGAGAUUUCUCCUGGCACUUUGAUAAGGAUGAGUCCUGAGGAACUGGCCUCAAAAGAACUGGCUGCAUGGAGACAGAGAGAGAAUAGACACGCGAUAGAGAUGAUUGAGAAGGAGCAGAGAGAGGCGGAGAGGCGACCCAUCACCAAGAUCACACACAAAGGAGAGAUAGAGAUUGAGAGCCAGGAGUCUGGGAAGGCACCAGAAGCCAUAGAGCCCGAGCCAGAGCCUGUGGCUGCUUCCAAAGUGACCGAGGAGCCAGUGGAAGUUCCCCAAGAGAAGACGUUGUCGACAACAACCGAGAGCGUCAAUAUUUUCCAAGAUACAACCAGUCUGCAUAAGACUCACCUGUUUGACCUCAACUGUAAGAUCUGCACAGGACGUAUGGCUCCACCUGUGGAGGAGGCUCCUACCAAAGUGGUGAAAGUGGCCACUAGUGUAGUGAGGAGACGGUCUGCUACCAGCACUACAGAGGCAGUGACCAAGAACACACAGUCUACUACCACUACCUCCAGCACUACAGGGGGACAGACCACGAACACACCGUCUGCCACCACUACCUCUACAGAGGGAGGGACACCCUCCUCAUCUGCUAAGGACCACGACCUUCACCUCUUAGUCCUAGAGGAGAGCCUCCUCAGCGCCAAAACCUUCUCCAACUACAAGGGGAGGUCAGUGUCUAUGAGUGGCAGAGAUGGCGAGGCUUCCUUCCUGUCCAACCUGCAGCCUCUAUGGAGAGGGCUUGUCAACAUGCCUGCUGUGGCCAAGCUCCUCACUAAAGCCUUCCCUGUAUCAGGUGUCCUGGACCACCUGACAGAGGAUCUGCCGGAGAGUUUCCAGAUGGGUGGGAGGAUCUCCCCACAGAUCGUAUGGGACUACCUGGACAAAAUCAGAGCCACUGGAACAAAGGUACCUUCAAAGUGUAGGCCGACCUGCUUGAAAUAUGAUAAAUGGAUUUAAACAUCAGAAGUUGUC